Messenger RNA from Saccharomycopsis crataegensis, 2286 nucleotides. RefSeq lists its product as uncharacterized. Bases 1 to 2286 code for a protein of 761 amino acids. Lineage: Eukaryota; Fungi; Ascomycota; Saccharomycetes; Ascoideales; Saccharomycopsidaceae. The transcript has a single exon. The record is from RefSeq and is a predicted model, not a curated record.
AUGGCAUGGAUCUCACACGAACUGGACCAUGCCGACCACCAAAAUGAACCUGAACACAGCUGCUCUAUGGAUGAUGACACCCUGAGUGAUGAUCCGUUAGAGAAAGAAAUUACCACGAUACUCGAAGAGUUUUCUCCUGAAAAAUCAAUGAGAAGACUGGAAUCGUGUGAAAUAGUGAUGGGGUAUGAAAUCCUUGAAGUAGGAGAAGAUGACCUCAACGUUCAAGAGUUAUUGGAAUUGGACCACAAGAUUUUCCAAGCGAUCAAAUCACUAAAUGAUGAUGAUGAUGAUGAUGAUGAUGAUGAUGAUGAUGAUGAUCAAAACGCAAUCGAGGAGGAUGAUUCGGACUCAGAUUUCAGUGAGGAUCUAAUAGAUACAUCUGAGUACCAAGACUUAAAAAUAAAGUACCGACAAGUUUCUAUUGAGUUAGCAGUGACUGCAGAUGGAAAUACCAAGAUGUAUAAUGCCUACUAUAAUUUAGCAUUGAGGUAUCGUGAUUUAAAAUUCGAGCUCCAGCGACUUAAAAAGGCCAAGGAACCCUCCACAGAAGAUAAAGAACUCAAAAGAGAGGAUAAUGACGACAUUGUGCGGGAAAAUGGCCAGCUUAAAAGGCAGCUUUCCGAAUUAAAGUCACUAAGCAUCGAUCAAGGAGAACGAUUGAAAGAAGAAUUCAAUAAAAGAACCGAAGAUUUGCAGAAAAUGGUGGAGCUCUUGACCGAUGAGAAAUUAUCAUUGGCAAAGCAAAAUGAUCUCCUAGAUAAACAGCUUCGGGAGACAAAAACCAAACUACGGGAAUUGCAACAAAAUGAAAUUGCCCUCUCGCAAAUCCAAACGGAAAAUGAGAUUCUUUCUAGAAAUCUUCGAAAUCUCGAAACCGUGGAAAAGUCUCUUCAGACUUGCCAUGAAACGAUUUAUUCCCAAAAGGAAAUAAUCAACGAACUUCAAGAAUAUAAAGAAUCAACGGAAAAGGAAUUGCAAGAAUUGCAAGAUGAAAAUAAAAGCUUGGCUGCUACUAUCACAGAACUUCAAUUGAAACUUAGUCAAGAACAACAAGCUUCAUCAACGCUUAUCCAGAAGCAUGCAGAAAAGGACAAACAAUUUGCCGAUAAAGAGAAACAAUUCAUGACAGACAUCAAUAAGCUAAGGUCACAACAGCAUUUGAGAAGUGCGUCUGAUGAUUUCUAUCCUUCUAAGCAAAAUUAUAGAUUCGGAGUCAAAGUUAAUAAUAAUUCCGUUAGUUCCUCCAGCAGAAGUAGCUCAUUAAUGUCCAGCCAUGCUGUACUCAAUGAUCAAAGAAUGAAAAACUCUGAGAGCUCAUCGUCUAAUCUUUUUGAUCAUGAUCAUAAUGAGUUUGCUCCCCUGGUUACUACAGCCACUCAAAAUGGCGUGAUAAGAGAUGGUUCAAUUGGCAAUAAUUCAGGUAAGCAAAAUCCUUUCUAUGUCGGGAAACCUUCCUCUUUGAAAUCAAUGGUUAGAAAAGCGUCGGCAAUACCGAUUGAGUCCAUUGAAGAAGCACAAGAGCACGGACAAGCCAUUGAAGAAGAUAAAAAUUACUCUCCUAGGCGUGGCAGUACCCUCGUUCUCCACCACCAUCCACACCGCACCACUUAUGAGAAUAUAAAUGGUUUGCAGGAACAUGGCCAUAUUCAGGACACUAUUGCAGAGCGACGAGCGGAUAGUUUGUUAGCCACUUCCAAGCUUCAACCUGUAAAUAUCCCAAAAUCGUUCUCGGUAGGCUCGCUACUUAAAUCAACUUCAAUCCCGGCAAUAAUAAAAUCAACUUCAUUCAACAAUAAGGCUUGUUUAAGCAAUGGCAGCUUCGAUGCAAACGCUUUAUUUGGCUCGGUGGUACCAAUCAGCUCUGCGUCGUCCAAUCUUCAAGAGAAAAGGAAUUUCAACAUCAAUGAUGUGGCAAACUAUGAAGGUGCAUUUGGCAAGAUACAAACAUUGGAAAUUGAUCUGGAUGAGUAUCGAGAUUUUGACGAGCCAGAUGGUAGUCCAAGAUGGGUAUCUAAACCGAAAAUUGAUGUAAAACCCGUGGGGUACAUUCUGGGAUCUAGACCGUCGCAACACCGAAGAUCAAGGUCGAUGAUGAAUCAAAAUACUACCAGUUUAUUUUCCAAUUACGUCAACAAGCAAAAAUUGACGAAAUCUGGAUCUAUGUCUGCCAAUUUAAACUAUGGAGGGUACGGUAAUAAUAGUGGAGCAUCUAUCGAAGAUGGCAAUCUAAAAGGGUUGUAUACCAAAAAGUUCCACAGCUCAAAUAAUAUUCAAAGAUUCGCUUAA